Molecule: messenger RNA, 1031 nt
Organism: Aspergillus steynii IBT 23096
Lineage: Eukaryota; Fungi; Ascomycota; Eurotiomycetes; Eurotiales; Aspergillaceae
Exons: 4
Coding region: 1-939 (312 amino acids)
Source: RefSeq, a predicted model, not a curated record
AUGGGCGCCAUUGUCACCAGUGAUCUCGCUGUUGUCUCUGAUGGCUCUACCAUCUAUGUCUACUACCAGAACGAUGCCAACGAGAUUCGUGAAGUGACAUCCUCCGACGGAUCCAAAUGGACCGAGACUUCCAGCGCUGUCGCUACCAAGCUCAAUGCCGGUGGCUCUCCAAUCACGGCCUACUACGUCAAGAACGACGGUACCGCAGGAUUCAAGUCCUCGAUCCACGUCGUUUACCUUGAUGCCUCUGGGAUCCUGCACGAGGUGGUCAAAACCCCCAUUGACAACACAAAGUGGGAGGAACGUGACCUCUCGGAUGAUAUCAAGAAGGCACCCAUCCAGACCUCUCGUCUUGCCAGUGGAGUUUGUCACGACAGUUCUUCUGGCGCCCACCAGUGGAUCUUCUUCGAGAAACUGGACUCCGAAUCCGGCAAUCCCCAGGUCGCCGAGCUCCGCAGCGGCUCGCAGAGCAGCUUCAAAUGGACCUACCAGGUCAUCCUUCCUGAGAAUUCCGCCAGCGCCCUCCCUGGCACUCAGCUAGCCACCAACCUAACCAAUCCAACCAACCAACUCUACUUCCAAGACCACGACGGUAACAUCACCGAGUACAUCGGUGGCUAUGACAGCUGGAACGACCACAAACAACUCCUGACCAACGACAAAGUCGAGAUCAACACCCCUCUCUCGACCGCUACUUCCUCCAACGAAGACAAGCCGUACAUCUUCUACGUGUCCAAGAGCACCCCGCUCAUGAUCAUGUGCUACGACCACGACAAGUCCACCGAGGUUGCGAAGUUCUAUCCCGGCACGAAGCUGGAUUCUAUUUCUGUCUCGGGCAAAGUGUAUCUGUUCCACAAGCCCCUUGAGCAUCCGGGGAGUGUCUGGACCAGGGUGUUUGAUGGUAGUUCGUGGAAAAUGGGGGCGCAAGUUGUUGCUUAGGUUUGGUUGGGCUGGGCUUGUCUAGGGGAGUUUGGGGCUUUGGUGGUAGGAGUUGAGGUGAGUUGAGUUGGUGGUGAUGCUGGUCGGAGUUG